Molecule: messenger RNA, 1302 nt
Organism: Cavenderia fasciculata
Lineage: Eukaryota; Evosea; Eumycetozoa; Acytosteliales; Cavenderiaceae
Exons: 1
Coding region: 1-1302 (433 amino acids)
Molecular function (GO): protein binding
Source: RefSeq, a predicted model, not a curated record
AUGGAUCUGUACAGUCGCGUCGAAGCCGACCAAUCAGUAGGUGGGCUCACUGAAAAGAUAUUUGGACGUGUACUGUCGUCAAUGGUAGAAUUGGGUAAAUACAAAGAGGCACGAGCACUCUUUGAACAAAAGUAUGAAGAAGGCUUGGUGAGGACGAUUGCUUCAUUUGAACAUUUCCUGCCAUCGUUGGUGAUUAUUAAGAGGACAAGAGAUUUUGAUCACUAUUGGGGUAUAUUGGAUCGGUUAGAGAUUAUGCCUACCAGUAGUUUGUUGGUGGGUGUUAUCAGAAGUUAUGGCACGUUAAAGGCAGCGGGUGACGCUCACCAAUUCUUUUCGCGUGUCGAGCAGCGAUACGAUGCCGAUGUAGUGUAUGACCUGUCGGUCAUCAAAUCAUACCUCGAUAUUCUCAUAAAGUCAACAACGCAGUUUGCACCGGUCAAGAGUGCAUUGUCAGACCUUGAAAUGCGUGGUAAACUCACGUUUGACGUCAUGAUGCACGUUACCAAACGUUUUCAAAACAUGUCACGUGAAAGCGAGAGAUUUACCAGUAGCAUGCACGAUAUGGUGUGGAGACUACCCAACAUUCUUCACGCCGAGAUUGAACAACACAAAGCUCUCAAGGAGCAACAACGGUCCGAACAAAAGGAAGAUUAUCUCCCCCUGCUCCCAUUGGUGCGUCACUUUGAAUCGCUUGUCGAGAUGUCGAUCGAAGCCAACAACACCAAACUCAUUCAAAAUGCUAUUCAACUCAUUAAAAAGGCAAAGAUCAGACCUACAUCGCGCAGCUACUCUAAAUUGUUCCGGUUCCUACUAGUCAGAAACGAUCCAGAGACUAUCAAGACAAUCAUCAAGAACAGUCAAGAGUGGAAAGAGAGAAUCAAUAUUGCAGAUCUCAUUGUCUUUUAUGAAUCCUAUCCCAACAUGUUGACAGGACCCAUCUUUGAAAAGGAUUAUAGUAGAUGUAUGGAUCUACUAUGGAGUGCCAGUGGCGACGAACCAAAAGAGUUACGAAUCAACCAAAUCAUCGAGGUAUUCUUGCUCAUGGACAACCUUGCCAAAGCACUCGAAUGGGCCGACCGAUUCGACAAGGAGGGAUCCAAGAGAACAGCCGCAUUCUAUCUACCCUUCCUCAGUUAUUACACUCAAGUUGGUAAUAUUGAAAAGUACCAAGAGAAUCUCCAAGCCAUUGUAAAUGAAAAGAUUAGGCUAUCUUCAGAAUCCAUUCAAAAAUAUAAUAGUUAUUUUAAGCAUAAUAAUUUUGCUUAUUUACUUGAUACUAAAAAUAAUAAAUCAAAUAAAUAA